This is a messenger RNA of Gymnodraco acuticeps, 3335 nucleotides long. RefSeq lists its product as uncharacterized. The coding region runs from base 79 to 2781 and encodes 900 amino acids. The transcript has 2 exons. Lineage: Eukaryota; Metazoa; Chordata; Actinopteri; Perciformes; Bathydraconidae. The record is from RefSeq and is a predicted model, not a curated record.
UUCCAUACUAAAGCACGUCUUUCCUACGCCGAAGAGGAAGUUAAUCUAAGGCUGGAUAAAGCUAAAUUGGAAGCAUCUAUGGAAAUGCUCAACAUACAGAAAGAGACAGCUGCGGCUAUAGCUGAAGCAGAAGUAUUUGAAGCUGCUGAGGAUUUAGACAUUGAGAAAGAAAGGAGUAAAAACUGUUUAAGCUCUGGAUCAUUGGAAGCAGCAUUACGCACACAGCAAUAUGUUGCUGACCAAGCCAAAAUAACGGAGGCUAAACCUCAACUAAGUGAUCAUUAUGUACCAGCAAAUACAAAGCCAAGUCCUGGCGACAGCAUUUCACAUUCACAGCUCAAACCAGAAGCCAAACCUUUCAUUCUCCAUCAAACCAAUUCUGGAUCCCAAUCACCUCAUCUUACCUCACAGCAGCCUGGCAUCAACGGAGACGAGUGUGGUCGUGGUUCACGCAAUGUAAAGUUUGAGAACAACCGUUGUACUCCUGGACAGUAUUACAGGCCUCAAAACCAUAGUGGUAAUCCUUCCUCAUCGCCCCAUCCUAUGUCUCCAAAUUACAAUCACAACGACUCAAACCUGAAUGACUUUGUGAGAUAUUUUGCACGGCACGAGCUUGUUGCUACAGGUUUGCUUCAAUUCAAUGAAAAACCUCAGAAUUACAGAGCAUGGAAACGGUCUUUCCAGACCGCAACCCGGGGUUUAAACCUGACACCAAGUGAGGAGAUGGAUCUUCUGCACAGGUGGCUUGGUAACGAGGCAAGACAACAUGUUGAACAGAUAAGAGCAAUACACAUAAAUCACCCUGAAGCAGGAUUAGCAAUGACAUGGGACAGACUCGAGCGAACAUAUGGCUCACCAGAAGUCAUUGAAGACGCUCUGUUCAAACGCAUUGACACCUUUCCUAAAAUAACAAAUCAAGAUUAUUUCAAACUGACAAAGUUAAGUGAUCUAUUAAUGGAACUUCAAUCUGCCAAAGCAGAAGGAUACUUUCCUGGUCUCUCCUUCCUCGACACAGCCAGAGGCGUCAACCCAAUAGUUCAGAAGCUUCCAUUCGGUCUGCAGGAAAAGUGGGCAUCAGUCGGUGCAUCCUACAAGCGGCAAAAUCUUGUCCACUAUCCACCCUUUGACUUCUUCGUGAACUUUGUCAGCCAGGAGGCUAUCAUGAGGAAUGAUCCGAGCUUCAACUUCGCCUCCCACACAGACACAGCUAAACAGAAUGAUAAGACAGGUUGGAAACCAAACAAAUAUCGGGAGGUCUCUGUCCACAAAACAGAGAUCUUCCCCAGAGUCGUUACUGAAACCGGUGAGCCCCCAAAGAGAUCUGAGGACUUUGAUAAAAUGUGUCCGAUACAUGAAAAGCCACAUCCACUCCGCAAAUGUGGUACAUUCCGAGCAAAGCCCAUUGAUGAGCGUAAGGCAUUCCUAAAAGAGAAUAAUGUGUGCUUCAGAUGCUGUUCUUCGUCAUCACAUUUCGCGAAUAACUGUAAAAUGAAAAUUCAAUGUUUUGAAUGCAAAAGUGAAAGACACCAUACAGCACUUCACCCUGGACCAGCACCCUGGAUGGAGGAGGUGGUCCCUCCUCCAGAGCAUGGCGGGGAGGAGGAGAAAACUUCACCUCCUCCUCAUGUCACCACCAAAUGCACAAACGUCUGUGGCGGAGAUCUGGCAGGUAGAUCCUGCUCCAAAAUAUGUCUUGUAAAUGUAUAUCCAUCAGGCCACAAAGACAAAGCAAUUAAACUGUAUGCAAUUUUGGACGAACAGAGCAACAGAUCAUUAGUUCGUUCACAGUUCUUUGAAAUGUUCAGUGACCAAAGUCCGAGUGCUCCUUACACAUUGAGAACAUGUGCUGGAGUGAAGGAAUCAGCAGGAAGAAGAGCCAGUGGCUAUGAAGUUGAGUCUCUGGAUGGAACUGUCCACAUCCCAUUACCCAGCCUCAUAGAAUGCAAUGACAUUCCUAACAACAGAAAUGAGAUCCCAACCCCUGAUGUGGCUCUCAAUCAUGCACACCUCAAGUCAGUGGCGCACCUCAUCCCAGACAUUGAGCCACAAGCCCCUAUCAUGCUUCUCCUGGGUCGGGACGUUAUCAGAGUUCAUAAGGUUCGCAAACAGAUAAAUGGCUCACACAACCAGCCUUAUGCUCAAAAGUUAGAUCUGGGGUGGGUCAUUGUAGGCAAUGUUUGUCUAGAAAGCGUCAACAAACCAUUGACGAUCAACAGCUUCUACACGAAAACCACAGAACUAGAGUGUCCUAUUCUCCAAGUCACUCAGGAUUCAGAUGGGAAAACCUCCUGUGAUGCUGACCACCUUGGAAGUACUGUGCCCAAUCUGGACCAUUUGCCUUUUGUGCCGACAGAUCAGAACCCCACAGAUCAUGCAACACGUUUGGUGGCUCCAGGUCAUUUAAAAGACACUAACUGGCUGACUGGACCCAAGUUUCUGUCCAAGCCAAAGCCAAGUAUCUCUGAGAGCACCUAUGAUCUUGUGGAUCCGAGUCCAGACCCAGAUAUCCGGCUUCAAGUGUCUACUUUGAGUACUGCAACAGCUCACAAGCAGCUUGGUUCCCAGCGAUCUACCAAGUCCUCUUUAUGGGAGUCACUCACUCCUAUUACUCACCUCUUGCACAUCGCAUGUGUGUUCAAGGCAACCCCAAAAAAGAACAGCUAUCGUAAGGGCUGGCAUUGCUGCGAGGCAGAAUUCACUGUUGAGGAAUCCAAUCAGGCCGCAGAUAUAAUCAUUCAAACAUACAAGAAGUGGCAGUCAAAUCAAAUACCAAGAUAUUAAUGGCCUCUUCGACUGACAACACAGACUUUUCCUAACAAAAACGGGAAGUUGCAUCAGGUCGAGGUGAAGGUCAUCAAACCAGGAGGGACUUCGCUCUUUCUUAGGCCUGUUGCAGAGAUGGUGCCUCUUCUCCCCCCAGAUGGCUAGGUAAUGGAAGUGUUCUAGAUUUGGGUGACGUGUAUCACGCCAGACGGGGAGUGUUCUGUUACAGCUAAGUUUACUCUUGUUUGCAUUUUCUGGGCUAUUCUUUGUGUGCCUAUUGUGCCUAGUCGUGGUCCCUUUAAGAAUCAGGAUGACAUCAUCAGAUGGGUGUGUCAGGUGAUCAUUAGAGAGGAAAUAGGCAACACAUGGCUCUGUGAACAAUGUGUUAUUGUUUGUUAGAAAUCCAGCUACAUCUGCAUACGUCUUAAUGCCUUUGAUCGCAUCGUAUUUUCACACCUUCCUUAUAUCAUUAAACCUGUGGGCAAAGGAUUCACGUCUUCAGAGUCUUGGUGUACGGAGGGAGUUUAUCUGGCUGUUAAGAUAUAUACACUACAUAUACCGGGGACAGCACA